Molecule: messenger RNA, 1673 nt
Organism: Guyanagaster necrorhizus
Lineage: Eukaryota; Fungi; Basidiomycota; Agaricomycetes; Agaricales; Physalacriaceae
Product: batten's disease protein Cln3
Exons: 12
Coding region: 131-1651 (506 amino acids)
Biological process (GO): regulation of intracellular pH
Cellular component (GO): vacuole; membrane
Source: RefSeq, a predicted model, not a curated record
CCCGACUUGGUCGUCGCAGGCAGUCUAGUGCUCUCCCCUGUGUGCGACCAUCACUAUUGUUAUGUUAUUUGACAGCUCUCGUUCUUCAGCUUAGCUUGAUUAUUAUUUAUUUUUAAAGCGGUCCGUGCACAUGAACCGGGGCAAUGGGCGCAUGUUUGAUCCCUUAAGGCCGUCAUCAUCAUCACCAGAAACGUUGGAAAUGCCACCUACAUUGAACUCGACAUCUUCUGCUGCCGAUAUCGAUGGACGACCCGAUAUCUUGUAUGAGGCCGCAGAUAUAGAGGACGAGGAGCCCAAAGACGUACUAGGCUCGGACAACGACCGCAGAGCGCUAGUCAGGCUAGCCUUUUCGUUCUUCCUAUUCGGCCUCAUUAACAACGUGCUCUAUGUAAUCAUUCUGUCGGCUGCCCUCGACUUGGUCCCCCCCUCCACUCCAAAGGGAAUAAUUGCGUUCUGCAACAUUGCACCCGCACUCGUUGUCAAGGUUGGCUGGCCGUACGUCCUGAAAGGCCGUAUUCGCUAUGCUAAACGUGUCAUUGGCUGCUGUCUUCUUAGUGUAUUGGGAAUGAUUGUCGUGGCCCUUUUUGAUUCUUUGUCAAUGAGGCUUUUAGGCAUUAGUCUCGCGUCAUUCUCGUCAGGCUUGGGGGAGUUGACCUUUCUCCAGCUUUCCACCACUUAUACUCCCCCGUCCAUCGCUGGACACAGCGUAGGGUACUUUGCUUCGGGUACUGGAGCAGCCGGCUUAGUCGGGGCCUUUUUGUGGUGGGAGCUUCGCGGCUUGGGUGUUCGCAUUGGCGUCGGACUUUCUUCUGUCUUGCCAUUCAUCAUACCACUGACUUUCUACUUACUUCUUCCUCCUAAUUCUGCUUUUUUGCCGUCCUCAUCCUAUGAUGACGAUGAUUCCACCUAUCCGAUAACGUCAACACUCCCUUACACACCAUUGCCUACGGAAGAGGAUGCCGCUGAAGGCGAAGGCAGUUUACUUUCAGUUCCGAAAAGAGUAUCCUUAUCCCCAAAUGACAAACUACAACUUGUCAAGCCUCUCUUGAUAAAAUAUAUGUUGCCACUAUUCUGUGUCUACACGUUUGAGUAUACUAUUAAUCAGGGCAUAGCUCCUACUCUUCUGUAUCCGGUUCCCUCUCCUGACAAAUAUACCGUUCUGAGCAAGAUCAUACACUCAGUUCGCGACUACUACCCUCUUUGGCAGCUCGUUUACCAAACAACUGUUUUCUUUUCUCGCUCUUCGAUAUCAAUAGGAAUUCCUCCGCUACCGGCUCGGCUACUUUCUUUGCCUUCUAUAAUACAAUGCUUAAUACUUCUUACGCUGGCAUACGAAUCUGCCGUAGGUUUCUAUUCUGAUGAUUCAGAAGGACUGAGCAUAAUCACCGUGUUCCUCCUGGUGAGCCUAGAAGGGAUAUGCGGCGGCUUGGCUUACGUCAACGUCUUCUACCGUGUCAACCAAGAGCGUCCGGACCCAAGCUCAGCCAACGACGUCGAGCGAACGCGUCAAGAACGCGAAUUCAAGAUUGGCUCCAUUGGUUUUGCAGAUUCAUCUGGAAUUCUGAUUGCUUCGCUUGUUGCCGUUCCUACUGAAGUUAGAUUAUGCCGGGCACAAGUCAACAGAGGGAAACUGCUGUGUCAGGGUCUGUAAUAUAAUUUAUCGGAAAUUUCCU